Messenger RNA from Pseudocercospora fijiensis CIRAD86, 648 nucleotides. RefSeq lists its product as uncharacterized. The record is from RefSeq and is a predicted model, not a curated record. The transcript is spliced from 4 exons. Bases 1 to 648 code for a protein of 215 amino acids. Lineage: Eukaryota; Fungi; Ascomycota; Dothideomycetes; Mycosphaerellales; Mycosphaerellaceae.
AUGGUGAUCUGGAACAGGAAGGAUCUUGGUUUGGGUCGACAGAUUCGCGACUAUAUACUGAGCCUGUACUGUAGCAUGUCUGGCAGUCGAACGUUCUCGUGGGGGAAGGCGCGGAAGAGAUGGUCAAAGCUCACCGUUCCGCGUGAAAUCUCUUCGCCCCUUGCUCACCUUCUCUUCCUCCUCCUUCACAUCACUAUCAUCAUCCAUCGCAACAACAACACUCCACCCUCUCCACACCAUCCAUCCAACCAUGCGCCGAACCAUCGUCAACACUGGGUAUGCAUCGUAGCGCUACCCACCAUCAACUCCAAGCUCUCCCCACUGACUCUGAUACCAGUCCGCAGAACACUCUUCAUGAUCAUCGCCGCCGGAUCCUCUCCUGUCAUUCCGACGACGGCAGUGCCAAUGCCGCCGCAUUCGGUGCCUUUCCUCCGACCACGACAUGGAGAGGAUCCGGCUGCGAGAACAGCAUGGCAAGCGGCAAGUAUCUCACACUCCUCGUCAUUCAAGGUAGCACUCGCUGACACCUCACCUCCAGAGCAUGAUACGACCAGAAACGGAGCGCUGCCGCGGCGGUCACAUGCACACCGGCGAGAAGAAGCAAAAAGAAUGAGCAUGGCGGAUCAGAAAAUCAACUCGAUGGUAUGA